This is a messenger RNA of Gadus chalcogrammus (walleye pollock), 1520 nucleotides long. RefSeq names its product E3 ubiquitin-protein ligase rififylin-like. The coding region runs from base 1 to 1362 and encodes 453 amino acids. Gene Ontology annotation, molecular function: ubiquitin protein ligase activity. The record is from RefSeq and is a predicted model, not a curated record. Gene Ontology annotation, biological process: proteasome-mediated ubiquitin-dependent protein catabolic process; protein K48-linked ubiquitination; negative regulation of extrinsic apoptotic signaling pathway via death domain receptors. NCBI's taxonomy places the organism in Eukaryota, Metazoa, Chordata, Actinopteri, Gadiformes, Gadidae. Gene Ontology annotation, cellular component: plasma membrane; cytoplasm. The transcript is spliced from 6 exons.
AUGAACAAAGUGGAUCGUUUAAAGAACCAGUCGGAUGCCCCAACCCUGGUGUGUUCCUCUGCAGGCAGGAGCGUGUGGACGUCUGAUUGCUGGCCUCUUCUGAAUCCCUCCGUCACGGUGGAAGAGAACGGCCCCUCCUGGCAACAGGCCUGCACAAAUCUGGGUUUCAGUCUCCCCCUGACCUGUCCCUCUCAUUUGUGUAAGGCUUGUGGUAGCCAUUUUGACUCUCUCGCACACAAGCAUGUCUGUGGGGAUUGCAAGAAGAACUUCUGUGGCCGCUGCUCGGUGGAGGCCGAGGCCCGCCAGCCCCGUCUCUGCUGGACCUGUCGGCGGUUUCACGGCACCCUCUUCAACCGCACACAGCUGAUGAGGCUCAAGGUGCGGGAGCUCCGGGACUACCUCCACCUGCACGAGGUGCGGACGGACAGAUGCCGUGAGAAGGAGGAGCUGGUUGAGCUGGUCCUGGACCAGCAGGCCCUGGGCGGCAGCGGCGGCAAUGCCGCCGCCAGCAGCGGUUGUAGCACAGCGCCCAACGGCGCUACAAACGGAGCUGCACCCCAGACCCAGCACACAGCUCCUUCGUCCUCGGACGACAACAACGAAGAGGAUGACGAUGACGACGAAGAGGAUGACGAUGAUGAUGACGACGAUGAGGACGGCGACGACGACGACGACGACGACGACGACGGCGGCGGCGGUGGCGACGACGACGACGACGACGACGAAGAGGAGGAUGAUGAGGAGGGUGAAGAGGAGGAUGAGGGGGAUGAGAAUGCUGAUGAAGGGGAGGCAGAUGGUGGUGAUGAAAGUGAAAGGGUGGCUGAAGAAGAUGCCGGUGAUAACAAUGUAAGGGAGGCUCAGGUGGAGGAGAACAACGAGAGAGAAGUGGCAGAGGAGGAGGAGGAGGAGGAAGACGACGAUGAGGAAGAGGAGGCAGGGGAGGACGAAGAGGAAGUUGAAGAGAACAUUGAGCAGACGUGGGACCCUGAAGAGGCCGUGCCCGCGGAGGCCCGGACCGCCUCCCUCUCUGACCUGAGCUGUGUGGAAGACAUCGAGGGUCUCGGCGUCCGUCAGCUCAAGGAAAUCCUGUCGCGCAACUUUGUCGACUUCAUGGGCUGCUGUGAGAAGUGGGAGCUGAUGGAGCGCGUCACCCGCCUCUACAACGAAGUCCGCAAUGAAGAGUCGGCCGCAGCCACCAAGCCGGACGAGGAACUGUGCCGGAUCUGCAUGGACUACCCCGUGGACUGUGUGCUGCUAGAGUGCGGACACAUGGUCACCUGCAGCAGGUGUGGCAAGCGCAUGAGCGAGUGUCCCAUCUGCAGGCAGUACAUCGUCAGGGUGGUCCACGUCUUCAGGUCCUGAGGACGGAGAACGCAACAGAAUCACUUCCUCAGACACCACAGUAGAUGGUGUCCAAUAACUCAGAGAUGUUAUUUAUGUUGUUUCUUUGUUUACUCAUUAGUUUGUUCAUUAAUAGGCAGAUACAAUUGAUAUUUUAUUACAAUUUUGUAUUUAUUUAU